AUGACUGCUUGCAAAACGUGCUUAGAUCUCAAUUGGGAGCUAGAAGGUGGGAAAUAUAAAUGGACGUUACAUGUCGCUCCUGAAAUGACUGUGGAAUAUCACCUACAUUUUGAGUCAUCUAUGCUCAAAGAGAGUGUCAGUUCAGGCUGUGUCAUUUGUCGCAUCAUCAUGAGAGGUUUACAGAUAAUGAUUAAGAGUGUCCUGAAGCUAGAUGUUCCAGAAUUGUAUGAAGGAGAACUUGUAUUCCAUCGUACAUUCCCCUUGGAGCUACAGUUGGAGCACCCAAAGAUAGGCACACCUAUUCGCUUCCAGUAUUAUACAUUAGCUAAGGGUCAGCCUCGGUAUUGGCCAAUAAUUGACACCGCUUGCGACGUGCCAUCUGAUAUUUCAAGUCGAAGUUGUGUAGCCACUGUCCAAAACUGGCUUUCGAUAUGUGAUUCCAAGCAUCGAGCAUGCUCAACUGCCAGAUUAUCAGCUUCAUUCAUACCUUCUCGAAUUCUGGAUCUUAAUGCUCCUGUAUUUCCAUCCAUUGUUUUGAUGGAUACCAGAGACCAGACCUUUGAUCAAACCACAGCAAAGCUUAAAUACGGCACUCUCAGCCAUUGUUGGGGAUUGGUUCAUGUGGUCACUACAAGAAAAGAAACACUAAUGUCCCAUAAAGAGAGGAUCGAAUGGAGCAACCUUCCAAAGACCUUCCAAGACGCAAUCGAGAUAUUCAGGGAAUUACGUGUCCGUUACAUAUGGAUAGAUAGCCUUUGCAUUGUGCAAAACGACACUGAUGACUGGGAGAAAGAGGCUGUGCUCAUGGCCGAUAUCUAUACCAACAGCUAUCUAAAUAUUGCCGCAACAGCAGCUAAGGAUAGUACAGCGGGUUGUUUCAAUGAUCGUGAAAUCAAAUAUUUCUUCGGAGGUGUCUCCAUAAGCUCCUUUCAGAUACCUCAUGAUGGUCAUGAUAUUUCAAAGGUCUUUGUUAGGCCAUCUUUCGAGCCAAUUCACCGCCGGUUUACUACCAGUGGGAAAUGA
Messenger RNA from Botrytis deweyae, 1023 nucleotides. RefSeq lists its product as uncharacterized. The record is from RefSeq and is a predicted model, not a curated record. The coding region runs from base 1 to 1023 and encodes 340 amino acids. The transcript has a single exon. Lineage: Eukaryota; Fungi; Ascomycota; Leotiomycetes; Helotiales; Sclerotiniaceae.